AUGACGCUUGUCAUAUGCCAACAUGACCUCGUUCGCCGGGUCAUUCGACCUGAACGCAGAGCCGUGACACAAGGUGUACCCUCAUCGAUCCUCGGUAGUAGAGCAAAGCUCCGGCUCCGGUCCACUUUUCAUUUCUUUGUUGCAGCCUCAAUACCUAAGGCUCAUGUAACACUCAUCACUCCUUCGAGCCAUUUUUUCUACAACAUCGCCUCUCCAAGGAUUUUGGCCAAACCCAACGUGUUUCGACCAGAACAGUAUUUGAUCAAUAUUCCGAAGCUUUUCGCCCACCACGACUCGAAUGCUUUUCACUUCGUAGAGGGACUCGCAGCGACAAUCGAUCAGGACAAUCGAGUGGUCAGGCUCGUCGGUCGCAAGGAGAUACCGUAUGAUUACCUCAUCAUUGCAUCAGGAAGCACCACUCAGUCUACCGAGGGAGUGGACAGCGAUAUAGUACCGUGGAAAGCUCGACAAAAUGGUCAAACGCUUGAAUGCGUCAUGGAAAGUCAGAAAAAAAUUGCAACCGCCAGGGAAAUAAUCAUCUGCGGCGCGGGACCUGUGGGAGUGGAAUUCGCAGGCGAGCUUGCCGAUGUACUUAGAAAGGACAAGAAGGAGCGCCGUAUUACCCUCAUUUCCGCAACAGACAGGGUUUUGACUCAGGUUAACGAGCGUGUCGGCUGUCAUGCUAUGACAGUCCUGAAUCGUCUGGGCGUCGAAGUCUCCAGAGGAAGUAGGGUCAUCUCCGCCAGUCAUGAUACUGCGUCUGCGAGAUGGAUCAUCAAAUUGGAUGACGGAACGGUCAUGAGCUCAGACUGCUACAUCUCCACAACUGGUCCUGUACCAAACAACAAAUUCGUUCCAGAUCACUUUCUUGACGACCAAGGAUGGGUGAAAGUUGAUGCACACCUUGUGCCAGUGUAUGCGAUUGGCGAUAUCGUUGCACACCAACCUCGGACCGUGCGUGCCAUUAGCGAGCAGCUGCCUGUACUCCUGGCCACUCUUGAAGCGGAUUCCCAAGGCACAUCGUCUGAUCGUAGAUUGAAUUUGACAUACUCGCCGAGUCCAAAACUUCCAUCAUGA
Molecule: messenger RNA, 1077 nt
Organism: Aureobasidium melanogenum CBS 110374
Lineage: Eukaryota; Fungi; Ascomycota; Dothideomycetes; Dothideales; Saccotheciaceae
Product: FAD/NAD(P)-binding domain-containing protein
Exons: 3
Coding region: 1-1077 (358 amino acids)
Cellular component (GO): cytoplasm
Molecular function (GO): electron-transferring-flavoprotein dehydrogenase activity; flavin adenine dinucleotide binding
Source: RefSeq, a predicted model, not a curated record